This is a messenger RNA of Trifolium pratense (red clover), 1265 nucleotides long. Its product is annotated as ER membrane protein complex subunit 3. NCBI's taxonomy places the organism in Eukaryota, Viridiplantae, Streptophyta, Magnoliopsida, Fabales, Fabaceae. The transcript has 8 exons. The coding region runs from base 166 to 909 and encodes 247 amino acids. Gene Ontology annotation, biological process: protein folding in endoplasmic reticulum. The record is from RefSeq and is a predicted model, not a curated record. Gene Ontology annotation, cellular component: membrane; EMC complex.
CUUUUAUCAAAAAAAUAGAACACAUAUAAUGGAAAGAGGUUUUUAGUCAAAAGUACACCGUGAAGUGAAACUGUUUGUUUAACUAUCCGGCUGUGUAACAUCAUCAUCGAUCUUCUCCCCUCUUCCCGAUCUUCCAUAUACUCAGAUUUAGGGUUUUCACUUUCAAUGGCGGAAGAUCUUGUUCUCGAUACUGCAAUCAGAGAUUGGGUUUUGAUACCUUUAUCUGUCGUUAUGGUUCUAAUCGGUGUUCUCCGCCAUAUUGUUUCUAAGCUUAUGCGUUCUUCUCAAACUCCUGAUGCCAAAAUUGUCAGAGAAGGGCAAGUGAUGCUUAGAGCUCGGAAUUUACGUACCGCGGCUAAUUUUAUUCCUUCCAAGGCGUUUCGUGCUCGCAAGCUUUAUUAUUGUAAUGAGGAAAAUGGUCUGUUGUUUGUUCCGAAGGGUCAAGCGACAAAUCCGCAAGCACAGAUGUUUUCUGAUCCGAACAUGGCUAUGGAUAUGAUGAAGAAAAAUCUUUCGAUGAUCAUACCUCAGACUCUUACUUUUGCUUUUGUGAACUUUUUCUUUUCUGGAUUUGUAGCAGCCAAGAUACCCUUUCCAUUGACACAGAGGUUUAGGUCCAUGUUACAGAAUGGGAUAGACCUCAGCACAGUUGAUGUUAGCUACGUCAGCAGUCGCUCUUGGUACUUCCUCAAUCUGUUUGGCUUAAGAGGAUUGUUUAGUCUCAUCUUGGGGGAAGAAAAUGCUGUAGAUGAUACACAAAGAAUGAUGCAAAUGGGUGGUGGAUUCGGAUUUGAUCCUUCAAAGGGUCUGAGUGUUGAGAAAGACAAUCUUGACAUUACGCAGCAUGACUGGGCCUUACCAAAUUUUGAGCAUCAUGCUGAAGAUGUGUUAAAGAAAGUCGUCAGCUGAACAAAGUCAAUAUGACAUAGGAAGUUUAAUUGCUUACUUUAGCGGACACACUUGUAUUCAGUUGCUGCGGUUGGACCUUUGCCAUCCACGGCAAAAACUAUUGAAGAUCUUGUUGAGACAAUGAGUGUGAUGUUGAAACAACAAAUUUUUAUAUUUAUUAUCAGAAAAAAUUGUCAUGAUUUUGUUGAAAUUAGAACUGAAGUUGAGCCAUGUAAUGUGUUUUAUUUAAGUCGUAUCUGAUAUGUAGUUCUGUACAGGUUAAGCCCUGAUCACCCACCCCCUCUUUAUAACUUUCCCCAAAAAUGCUAAUUACUACAUGAUAUAUGCAUACUGACUCAAUAAUUUAUGAUUGCUUA